This is a messenger RNA of Moneuplotes crassus, 872 nucleotides long. NCBI's taxonomy places the organism in Eukaryota, Ciliophora, Spirotrichea, Euplotida, Euplotidae. The record is from the annotation of a GenBank genome assembly.
UUAUAAAUUUCUACAAUGCAGACUAAUGGAGUCGACUGCGAACGACUAAGAGUGUUUAAAGAAGUGAUCUGUACCCCUUAGAUAGUGAACCAUCGUCCAUACCCAGAAUGCGAAUGAUCUUGAUUCCCUCGUCCCCUCGCUUGCGAGAUAUUUGGUCUUGGUGGCUAUGAUUCCAUUGCUCAAAUUUAAAAGCUUCAGAAUUUACUUAGUCUCACUUGCAGUACGUCGGGGGAGACCCAAGACAUUAUGGCAUAGUAUGCCCAUGCGUAGGGGAUGGGUUCGUUGUACAUUAGCGAGGUCCUACUACUCCCUCUCUUAUUUCUAUAUCUCGUUCUAUUAUCCUAAAUUUGAGAUAAUUAAAUUAAGUAUGAACUGUGCAAAGUAUAUAAAUGUGUCAAAAAGAGAAAAAUUUAAUAAUAAAAAAUUUAAACAGAAUGCCAGCCAGAGCCGUAACUAGAAGAUCUCCAGCCACCAAAAAGAAGGCCGCCACCAGAAAAGCAAGCAAGGUCGUCAAGAAGACCAAGAGAGCCGCCACCUCUAAGGCCAAGUCUGCUGCCAAGACCAAGAAGGCCGCCACCAAGAGAGCUCCAUCCAAGAAGGCUACUCCAAAGAAGACCCCAACUAAGAAGGCCGCUAAGAAAACUCCAACUAAGAGAAGCGCCAAGAAGUCUGCCCCAAAGAGGUCCACCUCCAAGAAGACCACCAAGAAGGCUCCAGCCAAGAAGUCUGCCACUAAGAAGUCAGCCACCAAGAAGUCAGCCACUAAGAAGACCACCAAGAAAUCCGCCCCAAAGAAAAAGGCUACCGCCAAGAAGCCAUCUACUAGAAAAUCCUCUGCUAGAAGCAGCGCCAGAAAAGGAGGUAGAAGAUAA